Messenger RNA from Solanum tuberosum (potato), 1776 nucleotides. Its product is annotated as peptide-N4-(N-acetyl-beta-glucosaminyl)asparagine amidase A-like. NCBI's taxonomy places the organism in Eukaryota, Viridiplantae, Streptophyta, Magnoliopsida, Solanales, Solanaceae. The record is from RefSeq and is a predicted model, not a curated record. The coding region runs from base 1 to 1776 and encodes 591 amino acids. The transcript has a single exon.
AUGCGCACCUCCAUUGAUACUACUAUUCUCUUCUUCUUCAUCUUCAUCUUCAUUACCCCAUUUUCUUCUUCACUACCACACCACCAUUCCCAUUUCCUCAAACACAAUCUUCCCCACACCAGUACUCCACAUCCAUACAUCGAAAUCAGUCAUCCAUUACCCUUUACUAACCUCACUCCAUCUUGUUCUCAUCUCUCAUUCACCCACAACUUCGGCAACACAUAUGGCCUUCCACCUGUCUCCGUCCCUUACUCCUCUCCCUUCAAUUGCUCAUGGACCCAUGUGGUUCUCCAGUUCAAAGCAUCUUGCAAAGGCGAACAGUAUGACCGUAUUGCCGCCGUUUGGUUAGACGGCGCUGAGCUUCUCCGUACCAGUACUGCUGAGCCCAACGAUGACGGAAUUUACUGGACUGUUGCGAAAGAUGUCACCAAGUACAGUUCGAUUCUUGUUAAGGAGAAUAUUACUCUUUCUGUUAUGCUGGAAAAUCUGGUUAAUGAUAUUUUUACUGGUGUGUAUCAUGUGAAUGUUACUUUUUUAUACUAUGAUGCUAAGAAUGUUACGGGGGUUCAAUUGGAUGAUUAUGUUGAUAAUCUGAUUUCAAUGGGAGCGAGCAAAAUGGGAAGUUUGCUGGGUUCAGAUGACAGACCGGCGGAUUUGAUAUUGCCUAUUUCAGCUAAUGGAGAUAAUGGGCUUUGGUUUCGAAUUGAGAGUGAAUCGGGAUCAUAUGGGCAAAAUGUUGUGAUUCCUAGGAAUACUUAUAAAGCUGUGAUGGAGAUUUAUGUAUCGUUUCAUGGGAAUGAUGAGUUUUGGUACUCUAAUCCACCGGAUUCAUAUAUAAAGAUGAAUAAUUUGACCACAAAGAGAGGACAUGGAGCGUAUAGGGAGGUUUUGUUGAAGAUAGAUGAGAAUUUGGUGGGAUCUUUGGUACCAUUUCCGGUGGUUUUCACAGGAGGAAUCAAUCCUUUGUUCUGGGAACCAGUGGUUUCAAUUGGUGCCUUUGAUCUUCCUUCUUAUGAUAUUGAUUUAACGCCAUUUUUGGGGCUUUUGCUUGAUGAUAAAUCCCACUUUUUGAGUCUUGGAGUGGCGGAUAGUAUCCCAUUUUGGUUAGUGGAUGGGAAUUUGCAUCUAUGGGUAGAUAAUUGCGCAUUGCCAUGUGACGUUCAGGCUAAAGUUCUUGAUUAUGGUACUCCUAAGUUUAACAUUGAGCGAUCGUCAAGCUUUCGAGGACUUGAUGGGUCAUGUGAGAUUGAGAUGAAGAGGAAGAGCAAGGUUUUAGGGUGGGUGAAUUCAACUUCAGGAAAUUUAACCACAAUAGUUUCCAGAGAAGUGAAAUUUAAGAAUAAGAUAAAGUUCUAUCUUAAUGGUACUGAAAAAAGGGUAAGACAGAAUGUGAGAGAAGAGACUAUAGUAAGUGUACUGUCUGAUACAGGUAUCACGAUUUCUCGGACCACUACGAAAAAGACAUAUCCACUUAGUAUGACCACUAAGAAUUCGCCUUCAUCAGAGAAUGAUACAAGCUUGAUGCUUACUGACCUAGACCAUGAAUGGAGGGAGAGGAAGUCCAUUGGGGAUUUAUCAAUCUCCUUGAUAAAUCGGCAGAAAUGCAAUGGUUGGAUGGUCGUUCAAGAUCAUGAUGUUCUAUCUGGUGGUGCCACCACUCAACAAACUUAUUCUUAUAGGGAUGAAGUUGGUUGCUAUUCCCGGAUCGUUUCAGCUGGCAAUGGAACGCUUAUGAACGACACUUCAAGCAGUAUUUGUUCAUUUUCAGCUUUGUGA